Cynocephalus volans (Philippine flying lemur) is the source of this 3054-nucleotide messenger RNA. RefSeq names its product FAM3 metabolism regulating signaling molecule C (gene FAM3C). The record is from RefSeq and is a predicted model, not a curated record. The transcript is spliced from 10 exons. The coding region runs from base 264 to 947 and encodes 227 amino acids. Lineage: Eukaryota; Metazoa; Chordata; Mammalia; Dermoptera; Cynocephalidae.
AUUGGUCGCGGCGGGGAAGCGUGGGAGGAGGCCGAGGAGCCUGCUGGCUUUCUCCCGGCCACUCGCGGGGUUGAGGGGCAGCCGGAGGAGCCCGGGAGGAAGCGGAGCCGCGAGCUGGAGGCGGCGGCGGCGGCGGUUCCCGUCGGCCUCCGGCAGGACUGAGCGCCGAGAGGCCGGAAGGCGGGCGGGAGGCCGGUGAGACGGCCCGGCGGGCGGCCGAGGAGCUCAUUUAAUGAAAAGUGCUAUAGAUUGAAGAACCAAACAUGAGGGUAGCAGGUGCUGCAAAGUUGGUGGUAGCUGUGGCAGUAUUUUUACUGACAUUUUAUGUUAUUUCUCAAGUAUUUGAAAUAAAAAUGGAUACAAGUUUAGGAAAUCUAUUUGCAAGGUCAGCAUUGGACACAGCUGCACGUUCUACAAAGCCUCCCAGAUAUAAAUGUGGGAUCUCAAAAGCUUGUCCUGAGAAGCAUUUUGCUUUUAAAAUGGCAAGUGGAGCAGCCAAUGUGGUAGGACCCAAAAUCUGCCUGGAAGAUAAUGUUUUAAUGAGUGGUGUUAAGAAUAAUGUUGGAAGAGGGAUCAAUGUUGCCUUGGUAAAUGGAAAAACAGGAGAAUUAUUAGACACUAAAUAUUUUGACAUGUGGGGAGGAGAUGUGGCACCAUUUAUUGAGUUUCUGAAGGCCAUACAAGAUGGGACAAUAGUCUUAAUGGGAACAUAUGAUGAUGGCGCAACCAAACUCAAUGACGAGGCAAGGCGGCUCAUUGCUGAAUUGGGGAGUACCUCUAUCACUAAUCUUGGUUUUAGAGACAACUGGGUCUUCUGUGGUGGGAAGGGUAUUAAGACAAAAAGCCCUUUUGAACAGCACAUAAAGAACAAUAAGGAUACAAACAAAUAUGAAGGAUGGCCUGAAGUUGUCGAAAUGGAAGGAUGCAUCCCUCAGAAGCAAGACUAAAGGAAAUGUGGAGAAGAUUGAAGGAGGAGUACUGUCACUAUUAACGGGAAACCUACAAAGGAGAAACUACGUGUAAAUAUUUUAAGUGUGCAGCCAUCUCGGUGUUUGCAUGAGCAUUAUCCUUUUGAUGUCAGGAUUAUUUAUUGCUAACGUAUAUAUAGAUAGCUUUGUAAAUAGUCAUCAGAAUGAGCAAAUCAGUGAACUGUUUCUAAGCAAAUUUUCCCAAAAGUACAAUGUUUAGACUGCUGUGGUAAUAACAUAUUUUAAUUCUAAAAGUGUACACAAUGGGUAACUGAACAGAUUGUGAAAAAUAUAUUGAUAUAUAUAUACUGGUUGCUGUGAAAAUCUAUCCUGAAAUAAUAUGGAUCUUAGGGAAGAGACUUUGUUUUCAUAUAUGUAUGGUUAUAUAUGUCCAUGUGAUGAUAAUAUCUUUUAAAUUAAAAAGAGAUUUGGCUAGUUGUGUGCAUAUUGUUACUUUACAGUCCCACUCUCCUGAUGUGCUCCUUUUCUUAUCUUUUGCUUCCCUUCCCAAGAAACUGAGAAAUAAAAUGUUUGGUAUGAAAGUAUAUAUUAUCAGAUAUGUGAAAAGCACAACAAAAUGUUUUUUUUAAUGUACACAGUAAAAAGUAAAUAUAUAAACAUAGCAUUCAGAACCAUAGUGUGCUGGAUUUUGUAAGAACAGUGUGAAUAACUUCAUUUUGCAUAAGCUAAUUAUAGUGAGGCUGGAGGUGGCAACUUCAUAGAAUUGGGGAACCAGGCCUAGUCCCCUCCCCAACCUAAGUAGGUCAUUCAGAACAGCUAAGUCAGUAUAUUUGGAGCAAUGUUGCCAUAUAUUUUCCUUAUUUAGUUGUUAUCAGCACUUACCAAGUGGCUGAAAAAGGCAUGCUUUAAUAUCACAGUAAUUUUUAUUUGUAAACCAAGAAAUUCUGUAUUAACUUCAUGUAACUUCAUAAUAGCAGUUAUUGCCUGAAAUCAUAGUGGCAUAUUUAGAAAAGUCCUAAUUACUGAGUGGGCUGAUAACAUUUUGCUUGAUCCCAAAUGACUUUGUAUACAAUUCUAUAUAAAAAUAUAGGAAAUCUAACUUUUUUGUUCACUAAAGGACUCAGUUUUUUAAAAAGUACUUUUAGGGCAUUAAAUACCUAUUGUGUAUAAAGUAUCUUAAAUGGGAACAUAAAUCUAAUGAUCAAACUGCCAUUCACAAUAUCAGGCAGCACUUAAAUUUUGAACCUAAAUUUUAUUUCACUUAUAUAUAUAUAUUUUUUGGCGGCUGGCUAGUAAGGGGAACCAAACCCUUAAUCUUGGUGUCACAAGGCUGUGCUCUAACCAACUGAGCUAAUGGGCCAGCCCCUGAACAUAAAUUUUAGAUGGCUUGUACAAAAAACCUAAAAGCAGUAUUUGUUAUUUUGCUCUGAACCAAGUUGGAAACUAUUGAGAUAUUUCUUAAAUAAUGGUGAGUUUUGGGGUACUGUUUCUUCCCUCAAAUGGAAUGUAAUUUAUGAAUAAAUGCACCUUAUGUGUUUAAACAAUUUUUGUAAACUUGAGGGAUUUUGGGUGCUUAUAUGCUAAUCACAUUUAGCAUGUAUAUUUUGACAUUUAAAAUACUUCCCUUGAUUCUGUAAAUUAAAAGAAUAUUUUACAGUUCCAGGAAUUGUGAAAUAAACAUUGCAAUUUUUUUUUAAUAAUGAAAAUAAAUACUCUCAGUUUUGCAUUGUGAAUUUUUUUUUUUGUAUUAUCUGGCAAAGCAAUACACCUACAGAACUUCACAUCAAGGUUUUUGAAGCAUUUAUUGUACUGUUUAACAUGUAAACAAUUAAAUCAUCGCUGUGAUUAAACACGGUAAUAUCCUCUGGAUAUGUCUUAACAUGUAUAGAAUUUAAGUAUCUAGAAGGCAGGACAUCCCUUUGAUUAUAAAGACUAUAAAGGGAUGGAUUUUACCCGUGUAUAAAAUGUCAAAAGAGGGGAUAAAGAUUGGUAUGUAACUGCUUUGGUGCAAUUUGCUUGUGUCUCAAGUGUAUCUUGUAUAGAUUGUGCCAACUUAACUUUGGAUGCAAUAAUUUUACUACAUUUCAGAUCUCUUUUUAAAUACAGCAUUAUAAGUGAAACAAUA